Messenger RNA from Hydra vulgaris (swiftwater hydra), 2776 nucleotides. The record is from RefSeq and is a predicted model, not a curated record. NCBI's taxonomy places the organism in Eukaryota, Metazoa, Cnidaria, Hydrozoa, Anthoathecata, Hydridae.
UCCAUUGUUCGCAGUGGUAAUAUUAUACUUAUAUAUGUUAUAGAAAUAGAAGACCCUAAAAAAAAAGGUGUUUAUAUGUUAUGAUUUAAUGUUGAUUAGCAAUUAGAUUCUUUAGCAGUAAGCAUUUAUAGGAGUAUGCAAAACUAUUUUGAGAGGGUUAGAACAAAUUAAAGAAACACAAAAAUUUCACUCUAAGAUGAUUCAGAAUUUAUUGCAACGGUUUAACAUAGAAAGAGACAUAGCAUCAGUGGAGCUACCAGAAGGUUUAACAUUUCCUGUAACAACAAUGGAAGAACUGGAUAAGGCUCUUGAAAUAUUAGCUAAUGUUACUACUCAAAGGAUUUUGGUUCAUAUUCUUUUUGAAAAUGGUGGGCAAGAUAUUUCAGAAUUUGUUAAUCGAAAUAUGACUUAUCUUAUUGGAAAUGUAUUGGCCAGACAGCUAAAUUUGACCGGCCAAAAAAAUAAGCGUGGAUUUAUUAAAACCAUUUUGUACAACAUUCUUUAUACUUCCAUAAAAAUGAAUACAUCUACAAAAGAGUGUACAAAAAAACAGCUUGAGGAGGCUCUUUCAAAAUGGUUUGGUAAUGCUCGUGACAGAGAAUGACUUCUGAAAGAUCUAAACGUAGAAAAAUAGCUGAAGUGGUAUCAAAACUUUUUCAAGAAUCUUCAACUUUAAAUAUACAGAAUCAGGAUGUUUAUCUAUAUAGUAGCAAUAUGUUUUUUGAUUCUUCAUAUUUACAUGGAAUAAGAGAACAAGUUGACAGUAAUUUGGAACCUAACGAAUUUUUAACUAAUUCUAAUUAUUCUGAUAAUAGUUUAGCUGUUAUGGAGACUGAAAUUAGCGAAAUAGAAAAUAACAAAAACACUAUUGAAUUACUUACAGAUGAUAGUAAUGAAUGGUCUCCUGAGUCAUUUAUUUCUGAUGAUUAUAAGAGUGAUGAAAGUAAUGACAGCGAAAAAUUGCCUCAUAAACUUGCUAAUUGGGCAUUAAGCUUCAAUAUAACACAUGCUGCUUUGAACAGUUUGUUACCUUUAUUAAGAGAAUAUGGGUUAAGUUUGCCUAAAGAUUCAAGAACACUUCUUCACACCCCCCAAAAUAUAGAUACAAAAAUUGUCGCGGGCGGAGAGUAUUACUAUUUCAGCAUGCAGUAUUGGCUUUUAAUAAUGUUUAAAAACAAUUCAAUAGAAUCAAACAACAACCAACUUACCAUUCACAUUAACAUUGAUGGUAUACCUAUAUUCACCAGUUCCAGUACUUCUCUUUGGCCAAUUUUAGGUACUCUUAUUGAAGCUGGAGCAAUAGUAUUUCCAAUAGCAAUUUAUUGUGGUGACAAAAAACCAAAUUCUAUUCAUGAAUAUCUAGAAGAUUUUUUGGUUGAGAUUAAAGCUCUUACUGAAAAUGGUUUUACCCAUGAAAAUGUAAAGUAUGAUGUAAAGCUUGCUGCAAUUAUAUGUGAUGCACCAGCAAGAGCAUUUGUGAAAUGUAUAAAGGGUCACAAUGGUUAUAAUUGUUGUGAGCGUUGUGUUCAAAAAAGGGAGUGGUGUGGCAAAAUAAUCCUUCCGCAUACAUCAGCAACUUUAAGGACUGAUUCAGAUUUUCGUUAUCAAAAUAGUUUGGAACAUCAUAUUGGUGUGUCUCCUUUAAUUGAGUUGGGUUUUGACAUGGUAUCAAAAUUUCCUUUAGAUUACAUGCACCUAGUAUGUCUAGGGGUUGUGCGAAGAAUCAUCAACUUAUGGUUAAAUGGUCCCAGAUCAUGUAAGUUGUCGCAAAAUACUGUAAAUAUUUUAUCUGAUAGAUUUUUCCAGAUACGUUGUUAUAUUCCAAAGGAAUUUUCUAGGAAACCAAGGUCUUUAUCAGAUUUUCGGCAUUGGAAAGCCACUGAACUUAGACUUUUUCUAAUAUAUACUGGACCAGUUGUUUUAAAGGGAUUACUUGAGCCAAAAUUUUAUUCAAACUUUUUAGAUCUUUCAGUUGCAAUUCGUAUUUUAUUAUGUCCUAUUUUGUUGAAAAACUAUAUUGGUUUAGCUCGUCAGUUACUUACUUAUUUUGUGCAGUCGUUUGGUAAACUUUAUGGUAAAGAUCAGUUAGUUUAUAAUGUCCAUUCUUUGAUACAUCUAGCAGAUGAUGCAGUUAACUUUGGAGUUUUGGAUAAGUGCUCCUCAUUCAAAUAUGAAAAUUAUCUGGAUCAAUUAAAAAAGCUUGUUCAUAAGCCACAACAACCAUGUUCACAAAUUGUUAGGAGAAUUUUCGAGGGCUGUUUGAAGGAAGAUAGACAUCAUAUUCAUCAGCUGAAAUUUAGCAUCCAGCAUGUUGAUGGACCAAUAACCAUUGCAUUGAGACAUUGUUUGCAGUUUAAAAAUUACCAAGGUUUUAAGUGUUUUGUUUCUGCUACUGAUGGAAAUAACUGCUUUGAAGUUGCAAAAAAAAUUGGUUUAGUUAGAAAUAUUAUACAAAUAAAAACAGGCGAAUCUUGUGAUGGAUUGGUUAUGUUUGAAGAAUUUGCAGCUCUUGAAUCAUUUUUCACAGAUCCACUUUCUUCCAAUAAUUUGUCGAUAUUUUAUGCAAGCAAAAUGACUGGUAUUAAUAAAAUUUACCCACUAUCAGACAUCAAUAUUAAGUAUUUACAAAUACCAUACAAAAGUGGCUUUAUUGUUAUGCGUCAACUACAUUUGUGAAUUAUAAAUACUUUUUAUUUUCUAAAACUUAUAACCUCUUUAUAUUAUAUUAUGCAUUUAUAUUAUAAUAAAAUUUUCUAGAAAGUCAAGUGAUUAUUUU